This is a messenger RNA of Ramularia collo-cygni, 342 nucleotides long. RefSeq names its product related to RNA binding protein. Lineage: Eukaryota; Fungi; Ascomycota; Dothideomycetes; Mycosphaerellales; Mycosphaerellaceae. The coding region runs from base 1 to 342 and encodes 113 amino acids. The transcript is spliced from 3 exons. The record is from RefSeq and is a predicted model, not a curated record.
AUGCGCGGAAACGACUCCCAAGUCAAGGUCCACUACAAGGGCAGCAGCGACGACUUCAUCGUCUUUGUCGAUUCGGCCAAGGCUGUUCAGGACUGGAAGGGUGAUAGCACUAUUCCAUUGGCGCAGGUGGUCAGUGGCUGGAAUGUCUACGUGACUGGCGGACACGGCAACCAGGGCAUUCUUGGCGCGGCUUCCAAGGGCGCCCUCGAGAGCGAGUUUGGUUCAAGCAAAGACGACGAUGUUGUAAAGCAGAUACUUGAGAAGGGCAACAUUGUUGAGAGUGCAAACUCCGGCCGCGACGGCGUCAAAAACAUAUCCCAGGGAGGCUCUGUUGCUCACUAG